Cucurbitaria berberidis CBS 394.84 is the source of this 2800-nucleotide messenger RNA. RefSeq lists its product as uncharacterized. Gene Ontology annotation, molecular function: ATP binding; DNA translocase activity; ATP-dependent chromatin remodeler activity. The transcript has a single exon. Gene Ontology annotation, biological process: reciprocal meiotic recombination; double-strand break repair via synthesis-dependent strand annealing. Gene Ontology annotation, cellular component: nucleus. Lineage: Eukaryota; Fungi; Ascomycota; Dothideomycetes; Pleosporales; Cucurbitariaceae. Bases 111 to 2549 code for a protein of 812 amino acids. The record is from RefSeq and is a predicted model, not a curated record.
CACCAUUCCAACACCAUUUUCUUAUCCAUUCGUCCUCUCUCACAAGCCCAACGGCCAAACACCUGCUGCGACACCUUGACUAGUUUUUGAGAGCCUGCGCCAAUCCUUCAAUGCACCGACCGAAAACACUCGCAUCUGGUGAGGCGACCCCGGCGAAGCCUGCGGCGCGGUUGUAUGGUGGCACUCCACAAUCGACCAACCGCCUCAUUAGGCCGUUCAAAUGCCCUGGCUCCGCAACCUCGACACGGGUAUCGGAAAAGCCCGCAAGGAAGAGACGGAAGGUUGACUAUUCUGGUGCCGGCGGGGAUGACGGAGAAGGUGACAAGCCGUACUCGAACGAUGAUCGAUUAGCACUUGCCACGCGUGAUGCAAAUCGCUUCCCCGUAUUCAAACCCAAGGACAAGGACACACUGUUCAAGGCCAAGUUCAUCAUUCCUCUGAUCAACAAGGACACGGGUGCCUACAACCCGAACCGGCCAGCUCCGCUGCUCGGUAUGCGGAUAGGCACAGUCUUUGUUGCGCGGCCGCUGCAUGACCCCAGCGGAGAGUUUGCAAUUGUAUUGUACGAUCCUACAGUCGAUGACAAGCCUAUACCGAAAGAGGAGGUAGAACCAAAGCUCAGUCAAACUGAAAAGAAAGAGCUAGAGGCUCCGCUGGUGCACAAGAGUCUGGCAGAAAUCCUGGGUUUGAAGAAGAAGGUGGAAAACGAGCGUCCACGCGUGCCAGUCGUCAUAGAUCCGAGGCUCGCCAAAGUUCUCCGUCCUCAUCAGGUCGAAGGUGUCAAGUUUCUCUACCGAGCGGCAACUGGCUUGAUUGAUCCGAAGGCACACGGCUGCAUCAUGGCAGACGAGAUGGGUCUUGGCAAGACGCUCCAAUGCAUCGCCCUAAUGUGGACCCUUCUGAAGCAAUCACCCGAUGCUGGCAAGUCGACGAUACAGAAGUGCGUCAUCGCAUGCCCUUCGAGUUUGGUGAGGAACUGGGCGAAUGAGCUUGUCAAAUGGCUCGGGAAGGAUGCCGUUACGCCCUUCGCUAUUGACGGAAAAGCUUCCAAGGAGGAGCUGAUCCAGCAAAUACGACAAUGGUCUAUUGCAUCCGGACGUGCGGUCGUCAGACCAGUACUGAUCGUCUCGUACGAAACGCUGCGUCUCUACGUCGACGAAUUUGGACAGACUCCUAUUGGUCUGCUACUCUGCGACGAGGGACAUCGAUUGAAAAACGGCGAGAGCUUGACCUUUACAGCACUCAAUAGCUUGAAUGUGCAGCGGCGAGUCAUUCUCUCUGGUACGCCCAUUCAGAACGACCUGUCAGAGUACUUUGCACUGCUCAACUUUGCGAAUCCGAACUAUCUCGGCACACGAAUGGAAUUUCGCAAGCAAUAUGAGAUACCCAUCCUACGAGGUCGCGAUGCUAAUGGAACGGAUGAAGACUUGAAGAAGGGUAAUGAACGUCUAACAGAGCUUCUAGGUCUAGUCAACAAAUUCAUCAUCCGACGGACCAACGACAUUCUCUCCAAGUAUCUCCCUGUCAAGUACGAGCAUGUCGUCUUCUGUAAUCUUGCACCGUUCCAAAAGGAUCUGUACAAUCAUUUUAUCAAGUCCCCUGACGUUCAGAGCCUACUUCGUGGCAAGGGAUCGCAGCCGCUCAAGGUCAUUGGCAUGCUCAAAAAGCUUUGCAAUCAUCCAGACCUACUCGAUCUUCCUGACGACCUGCCAGGCUGUGAGAACGCCUUGCCAGAGGACUUUGUGCAAAAAGAUGCCCGGGGCAGAGAUCGAGAGGUCAAGGUUUGGUACUCCGGCAAGAUGGCUGUUCUAGACCGCAUGCUUGCACGGAUCCGCGCCGAGACCAACGACAAAAUCGUUUUGAUAUCCAAUUACACCCAGACGCUUGAUAUUUUUGCUGCACUUUGCCGCUCGCGAGGCUACGGUUGUCUUCGUCUCGAUGGCACAAUGAACGUCAGCAAGCGACAGAAACUUGUGGACAAGUUCAAUGACCCUGAAGGUCCCGAGUUUGUCUUCCUCCUUUCGUCCAAGGCUGGUGGAUGCGGUCUGAAUCUCAUUGGCGCCAAUCGACUCGUCCUCUUCGACCCCGACUGGAAUCCAGCCGCCGAUCAACAAGCCCUUGCUCGUGUUUGGCGUGAUGGGCAGAAGAAGGACUGCUUCGUCUACCGGUUCAUCACUACAGGUACCAUUGAAGAGAAGGUCUUCCAGCGACAGUCGCACAAGCAGUCUCUCUCGUCUUGCGUCGUCGACUCUGCCGAGGACGUUGAACGCCAUUUCAGUCUAGACUCCUUGCGGGAAUUGUUCCAGUAUCGCGAUAACACGACAAGUGACACACACGACACAUUCAAGUGUAAGAGGUGCAGGAAGGAGGAUGGACGCCAAGUCAUCAAGGCGUCGGCCAUGCUGUAUGGUGACACGAGUACGUGGAAUCAUUUUGUCAAUGAUGGGGAGAAUGGCCCACUUGGAAAGAUUCAAGAUUUGCUACUGAGGCAGGAGACGGCGAAUGACCUCAAGGAUGUUAGUGCUGUGUUUCAGUACAUCAGUCAUUAGCUAUUUAGCAUUGUCAGUCUACAAUCGCACUUUCUAGCAGGCGUCGGAGUUUGGCUUUGCGCAUUGUUUUAUACUUUCUCACGGUCUUGAAGCGCGAAUUGCGUCGUUUGUGAGCGUUACAUGAUCACAGCGAUGGCAGAUUGUGAUAUUACUAUUACACAGAAACGUCAGAGCACAUAGAUAUGAGCAUCGGAACUGAUCACGUCUUGUGAAAAUGAUCUGCAUUCGGAGGAGUUUCAACACAGCCAAGC